Messenger RNA from Salvelinus fontinalis (brook trout), 7026 nucleotides. Its product is annotated as double C2-like domain-containing protein beta. NCBI's taxonomy places the organism in Eukaryota, Metazoa, Chordata, Actinopteri, Salmoniformes, Salmonidae. The record is from RefSeq and is a predicted model, not a curated record. The coding region runs from base 272 to 1597 and encodes 441 amino acids. The transcript is spliced from 11 exons. Gene Ontology annotation, cellular component: membrane.
UGGGAGAGAAUUUAACUACAAACGUCACGACCAAGUGAACGGGAGGGACAGGGGAGGAGAGGGAGAUUGCGGGAGAGAGAGAGAGAGAGAGAGAGAGAGAGAGAGAGAGAGAGAGAGAGAGAGAGAGAGAGAGAGAGUGGGGAAGGAUAUAUUGAGUCAAAGCAGCUCUGCUUGCUCCUCAGUGUGUGAGAAGAGACAGAGGACGUGUGAGAAGACAAGAUGGAGCGCUGGAACAGAUGAAGACUGUCACUGGUCCCAUCCGGCGGUCCACAUGAGCGUAUCGAAACCUCCUCCGCCCCACUCCCACUUCGCCCCCCCACCCAACUCUUCCACCUCCCAUCUCUCCAUCCCUCCCUCCUCCUCCACCCCAUCCUCCCCCGCACCUUCUCGUGCUGCCUCCUCUGCUCCCAGAUCUCUCCCUCCACCCUCUCCCGUCAAGAUCUCCAUGCAGGAGCACUUUGCCAUCAACGUGUGCCCCGGGCCCAUAAUGCCUAUCCCGCAGAUCUCCGACUUCUUCCCGCGCUUCCACGACUUUCCCAUGACCCCGCCACCGCCCCGGGAGAAGAAGAUCCUGAAGGAACCAGAUUUCGGAUUGAGCAAUGGAGGGGAUAUGGACGGAGAGAAUAAGGAGAAGGAGAGGAAACCCAUCGAAGAGGACCGGGGGGAAAGGCAAGAAGGGGUGGAUUCGGACGACGAUGAUGAAACUUAUCUGGGCACCCUGGAGUUCACCCUGCUCUUCGAUCACGAGAACAACUGUCUACACUGUACAAUCCACAAAGCCAAGGGACUAAAGGCCAUGGACUCCAACGGACUGGCCGAUCCAUACGUCAAGCUCCACCUCCUGCCUGGAGCAAGCAAGGCGAACAAGCUCCGCACCAAAACACUGAAGAACACUCUGAACCCGGUGUGGAGUGAGACACUGAUGUACCACGGUAUCACCGCUAUCGACAUGACUACCAAAACCCUCAGGCUGUGUGUGUGCGACAUGGACAGGCUCGGUCGUAACGAGUUCAUCGGAGAGGUCCGGGUCGCCUUGAAGAAACUGAGCAAGGGCGAGGGCAAAAGAUUCAAAAUGGGUCUGGAGAGAAUCACACAGAACAAAGACAUCAACAAAGAAACCGUGGAGCAAGGGACACCUGUGGCCGAGGAAGAGCGUGGUCGUAUCCUGGUGUCGCUCUGCUACAGCCCAGAAAAGAGCUGUUUACUGGUCGGCAUCGUACGCUGUGCCCACCUCGCCGCCAUGGACUCUAAUGGGUACUCUGACCCCUUCGUCAAGAUUGUGCUGCAGCCUGAUAUGGGGAAAAAGUCCAAGUACAAAACCACAGUGAAGAAGAAAACUCUCAAUCCCGAGUUUAAUGAGGAGUUUGUGUAUGAAGUUCCACACGACCAGCUGGCGAAGAAAACACUGGAGAUCUCGGUAUGGGACUAUGAUCUGGGGAUGAGCAACGACUUCAUAGGUGGAGUGGAACUGGGCAUACAUGCUAAGGGAGUGAGGCUGAAACAUUGGUUUGAGUGUCUCAAACACAUCGGCAAGAAAGUCGAGUACUGGCACACCCUCACGCAGCAAGGAGCCCCCCCGGAGGCCCCCACGCAGUGACUGACACACACACACUUUAUCGCAAUUAUUAAAUGAUAAUCAAUGAAUGGUGAAGAAAGAAAGAAAGAAAUAAUAAAGUAAUAAAGUAAUAAUAGUGAUACAACAUGCAAUAAUGAGACGGAUAAUGAGGAUUUAAUAAUAACAAUAUUAAUUAUAAUACAAAUAAUAAUAGUGGGUAAUUAUCCCAAUUUAGCUUUUUUUCUAAGUAAAUACAUUUGUGAAAAUGUCCCUCAUUGAAAUGUUUAAUGUGAAAGUGCUAACAAAUUUUACCUUAGCCCUCAAUAUUGUGAAGUCACUUGCAUUUCAGUCAUUCAAAUGUACAUGAAUAGGGUAGAACCUCUUACUUGCACUGUAACUACAAUACUGGAACAGUCUGUAAGCACUUUUGGGCCCAUUGCCCAACAAGGUCUUGUUACAAACGUUGUAAUCGCCAGGUUGUUUCUACUAGGGAUGUAGUUGAAAAAGGUGGGAAAAGAGAUGACUGGCAUCUAGCAACGCUAAUGCUAACUGCUUCAGCUGUUCUAGGAAGUAUGGGUAACUGCAUACUUGGUGUGUCUCUGAAAGUGGGCGUGGCGAAUAAAGUGGGUGUAACAUCAGCGCUCUGUUAUUGGUUAGAUGGUUUUGACUGAGCGGUGUCGUUUUUUUUCCCCGUUUCUUAGCGUUUGGACUUCCGUUUUGAAGCCAGAAGAUGAGUGCAAAUUGUAUUUCACUGCUACAAAGAAUUGUAUAUUUUCAGUGAAUAUAACUGACAGCUUUUUAUUUUUCAUUAAAAGUACUGAUGAUGGGUGUACUGUUGCUUGUAUGUGUUGUAUCUGUGUGCUUACUGUGACUGUCACCCUGAUGUUGGCUACACUAAGUAACUACUUCCCGCACCGGUGCGGGACAAAAGUGCUUAGCGAGCGGAAGUGAAGGACACUGUGUCCUGGUGUUGUUGCCGUUCAUGCCCUCCCUAUUGAGUAGACCGUAUCAAUGUGACACCUAGAUAGUUAUCAAUAUUUGUUAUGUAUUGUGUAGGUUGCCAUCCUACUUGAAAUAAAAUUAUGAGAGGGCAAAAAAUGGCCACGUUAGCUACUGCUGGCGACACAGCUGAUACAGGUGCCCAGUGGGAAGCACCCUCAGUUUGGCAGACACCUCGAUACAACAGUAACGGUGCACUAGUCAUUCUCACUGGCUAAUACACUCCCUGUGCGGACCAAUCAGCCACGCAAAACGAUCUUUAGCGCCAACAAAUCUGCCUAAUUAGCUGAUUCGCUUUCCAUAAACCCACUUGUGUUGAUCCAACCACUUCACGUCCACUUUCAGACACACUCCACGUAUGCAGUUACCCAUGACUCAGUUCUAGCAUUAACUGUGCCAACAGCGCUAACAGCGCUAACAAUGCUAACAGUACUAACAGCACUAGCAAUGCUAACAGUACUAACAGUGCUAGCAAUGCUAACAGUACUAACAGCGCUAACAGUGCUAACAGUACCAACAGCCCGAAUAGGGCUAACAGCGCUAACAGUGCUAGUGCUAAUUUAGCGUAAUAGGUGUGAAAACAGUAUUCACCAAGGUGCGUUAACAGCAUUAGCAUGUGUUUACCCUCCUCUGCAUCCCUGAUUUACUUCACAAAGUACCCAAGUGACGAGGACAAGUUGGAUAAGUCACCUGCUAUAGAUGUUCUAUUAUGGUGGUUGUCGCUCUGAUGAAAACUGGCACACCAUGACGUUAAAGCACAAAAUAAUCCAUCUGACUGUACUGUCUCUGUGUACUUGUCCGAUGUCUGUACGUGAUGACAGUGGGUGUCUGUAUCUCCCCUUAUCCUCCUGUGUGUAUGUGUCUUUGCGUGUGAGUGAGUUGUUGUGUGUGCAUACAUUUUGCACACAAAUGUGUGUGUAGACGUGUGUCUUAGUGUGUAUGCGCGCGUGCGGGUUUGACUGUAAGCGUGUCACGUCCUUCUCCAAAUGUCUCCAUCCAUGAACCCUGAAGCAUGGAGCUGUGGAGAAAGACAGAACAAAAGAGACGAGACUCACUCCUACAGUACGAGACUCACUCCUACUGUAUGAGACUCACUCCUACAGUACGAGACUCACUCCUACAGUACGAGACUCACUCUUACAGUACGAGACUCACUCCUACAGUACGAGACUCACUCCUACAGUACGAGACUCACUCCUACAGUACGAGACUCACUCCUACUGUAUGAGACUCACUCCUACAGUACGAGACUCACUCCUACAGUACGAGACUCACUCCUACUGUAUGAGACUCACUCCUACAGUACGAGACUCACUCCUACAGUACGAGACUCACUCCUACAGUACGAGACUCACUCCUACAGUACGAGACUCACUCCUACAGUACGAGACUCACUCCUACAGUAUGAGACUCACUCCUACAGUACGAGACUCACUCCUACAGUACGAGACUCACUCCUACAGUACGAGACUCACUCCUACAGUACGAGACUCACUCCUACAGUACGAGACUCACUCCUACAGUAUGAGACUCACUCCUAUGUUCCCUGGAUGUCCCCGUGGUCUAACAAACUGAUGUCCUGUCACAUGUGCAACAGUAUGGCUGGCAGUCCAGUGAGUCACUUUUUCCUUGGUGACAGUCACACAAGAUAACCCUCAGUCUGAAUUAUUCUCUGACCCCUGCUCUGUGCCCUUUGACCUUUGAAUUUUACUGAAUUGAAAGCUAGAGAGCACAGAGAGAUUUUUGCGACAGUCUCAAACAAACUAUAGCCCUCUACUCUAAAGAGGGGUUAUCAGAAGUUAUCAAAUACCAACUAUUGGGUGUGCAGGUUUUUGCUCCAGCUCCAGCCUAAUGCAGUCUGGACAAUAACAAGUGUCAUCGGGUGUGUUCAUGCUGGGCUGGAACAAAAGCAUGCACAGUAGCUCUCGAGGACUUAGAGAGUUUCCUCCUAGUUCACUGCGCCCUUACACUAAGAUUUUAUUUGUAAAUGACUGGAUUUUUUCAAUUUCGGUGAGUCUCUUGUAGACAUUCAAAUGUUCCAUCUUGGAGAAAAGAUAAGAAAAAAAACUAUUAGUGUGAAAAAUAUGGCAAAAACUCCAUCUGUAGCCAAAGGAAUAGGUUCAUUUGACAUUUGAUCAAUGUCUAAGAGGAGGAAUUCAGGAAGUGUCUAGGUCUAGAAGUGUCUAGGUCUAGGAGUCUCUAGGUCUAGGAGUUUAGGUCUAGGAGUGUCUAGGUCUAGGAGUGUCUAGGUCUAGGAGUCUAGGUCUAGAAGUGUCUAGGUCUAGGAGUGUCUAGGUCUAGGAGUCUAGGUCUAGAAGUGUCUAGGUCUAGGAGUCUAGGUCUAGAAGUGUCUAGGUCUAGGAGUGUCUAGGUCUAGGAGUGUCUAGGUCUAGGAGUGUCUAGGUCUAGGAGUUUAGGUCUACGAGUGUCUAGGUCUAGAAGUGUCUAGGUCUAGGAGUUUAGGUCUAGGAGUGUCUAGGUCUAGGAGUGUCUAGGUCUAGGAGUGUCUAGGUCUAGGAGUCUAGGUCUAGAAGUGUCUACGUCUAGGAGUGUAGGGAACUAUGCGAGAGAGACUACCCAGGCUGUUUUUAUGAGAGAGGACUACCCAUGGAGCUUAAAAGACUACCAUGGGUUGGUUGGACAACAGAGAUCCCGGGGAUGGACAACAGAGACCCCCCUCCCCCUCCCCGCCCUGUGAUGGAUUUCCCCAGAGGAAAGAGAGAUUGGCUGUGAUGAAUUAUACUCAGCAUGGCAACAAUCCCUCCCAGAGGCUCGACCACUGGACUGUGUGGACAAUCAUGGACUAAUGUACAUGUAGGAUCAAAGGAUACCGACACAACGUUUGUGUGUGUGUGUGUGUGUGCGUGCUUGCAAGUGUGUGUGUGCGUUGUGUACAUGUCUGUGUGUGUGUGUGCGUGUUCAUGCAUUGAAUCUGAACACACUCAUGGACACCCCACUCCCCCACCCUCCCUUGCAACAAAACAAAACACUGGCAUAAAGUAGACAGUGACCUCUCACCAUGGAUUCCUUCACCAGAGACAGACCUGGAGGGGUUAAUAACCCUAAGGACAGAGGCCCAAUCCUGUGGCCCCUGGCUACAGUUUGGACACCUUAUAGUUCCAACGUUGGUCCACUAAAGCACACUAUUACCCUGUUCACAUUACUGAGCCAAACACAGCCAAGUCAAGCCAAGCUAUACUCCACUGACUUGGUAACCCAUCUACUGUAGUUGCUUGAAUGGAAAAAGGACAAUGUGAAAAGAAAAUAUCCAGGCUUAGCACAGUAUGGUUUGGGUCAGCCCUGUAGUGUGAAUUAGACAUCUCAGUCAGUCAACAGUCUUCUGGACUUUUUCUUACUUUCUAAUCGUUGUCUGGGAUCUCUGUGUUCGUAAUUCUGUACUUGGACGAAGGUGUGAAUGAAGGCGUCAUGAUGGAUAGCAACAACAAAAAAAGACGAUUGAACAUGGCUAGCGGUAGAAUGUGACACGGCUCACGGAUCGUCACAGCUAGGGACUGAACUCUGAGACAACGGGUGAGAAGUUCAGCUCGUCUGGUCUUUCGCGGUCACCAAGAGCACACGUUGAGGGACCUUGACCAAGACGGCGGUGGAGUGGAGAGGGCGGAAUCUGUUCUUCUCUAUGCACACCAACGACGACACAGGAAGCCUCUCCACCCGCAGCAACAACAGUGAAACGGAUAAUCAAAUGAUGAACAUCUCCGAUGUCACUACGUGACAUGUUGUCAAAGAUGCAUUCAUGGGUUUUUUGUAUGUUAUACUGAGUAUGUAUACAACGGGUGGGUCUAAUCCUGAAUGCUGAUUGGUUAAAACCGCAGUCCAGCCGGUGUCUAUUCCACAAGUUACUCAGUAUGUAUGUACUUCCCUCGCCGGGAUAUUCCUUAUCAUGUGAAGCCAGGCUUGGACUUGGAGUUAUUUAUUAUCUUGCCUAGGUGAUCUGAUGCUUUAUUUUCUCUCAGAUUCUCUCCAUCUCUGCCUUUUACUUGUUGUCGGUCAAGCGAACUCGACUUUGUUCAUCAUGUGACAAAAACAAACCGUAUGCAUCAUGACAUUCUAAUAAAGAAUUGCAUGUGUAAUGAUUGUCAUAUAUAUAUGCAUAUGCAACUAACAUUAUAACUAACAUUGAUCAAUGGCAAUUUCUUUAUGGUUGAUAUCAUUGACAUGGCAUCGUCACUCAAAUCUGUUUGAGCUAUCAUCGCUGAUGUGUACUCGUUGGUUUGUAAUUUAUUGUUUGUAAGUUGCUCAAUUUUAUGCUUUACUCGGUCCGCAGUUGCUUUAAAGCCUUUAUCGUCAGGGAAUGGGGAGACAGGGUGGAGGGGGAGGACUAUUGUUACAGCAUCUCUGUUUACUGACUGACGUAAUGGCUAUCUCUAUGUUGGAACAUACGCUGUGAUUGACAUCCUGUGGUGAGUUUGUGGAACUACUUUUUUUUAAAUAAACUGAACCCGUUUCAGUGA